AUUACACUUUAUUCCUGAGAAGUUACAGGUCAGUGUCUGUCUGUUGUUGUACGAACGACCAGUCACACAGACCGGAAGUAGAGUCUACUCGAAAAGAAGAAGUUCUUGACGCUCAACCGCAGAUUUGUCACGGACGAUUUUUAAAAAAAUUUAAAUAAAGUUUGUAAAAAUAGAACUUCUAAAUAAUGAGUGUAUGGAACUUAAGCAGCAAAUUUAACACGAUGACUUCCUGUCACGUGCUGCUGCUCCUCAGUCUCUUCAGCCUCUCGUCAGGGCUGCGGGUUCAAAACUCAUACAUUUCCAAAGUUCCCUUCCUCACGGUGUGGAACGCUCCCACCGGUGCCUGUCUCUCUAGAUAUGGCGUGGACCUGGACCUGGGGACGUUCAACAUCGUCCAAAACCAGAACCAGACGUUUAUGGGUGACAACAUGACCAUCUUCUAUUCUAACAAGCUGGGCUUCUACCCCUGGUACUCCAGCUUCAAAAACCCUGUCAAUGGUGGAGUCCCCCAGAACGCCAGUCUGGACCGACACCUCAGAGCCGCCUGCGAUGAUAUCCGCACCGACAUUCCUGACGGGGAAUUUGAGGGCCUCGCCGUGGUGGACUGGGAGAGCUGGAGACCUGUGUGGGAGAGAAACUGGGACAGUAAACAGGUGUACUGGGAGGCUUCCAGAGCACUGGUCCGGGCCAAGCACCCAGACUGGACCGCUGCACAGGUGGAGGCCGAGGCUCGGGCUGAGUUUGAGGACGCAGCCAGGAAGUUCAUGCAAGAAACUCUGAAACUGGGGCAACAGGAGAGACCCGACGGGCUGUGGGGCUUUUAUGGCUUUCCUAACUGCUACAACUAUUACUCCCCAAAAACAAACUACUCAGGAGAGUGUCCGGCCGACGAGGUGACGAGGAACGACCAGCUGCUGUGGUUGUGGAACACCUCGUCUGCUCUGUAUCCUGACCUUUACCUCGGCCUGGACCUCCGAGGCCUCAGCACCGAGGUCCGUCUCUACACCCACCACCGCAUCCUGGAGGCCCUGAGGGCGGGGGCUCGGGCCGCCCCGUCCACACCACUGGUGUUUCCCUAAACUCGCAUCGUCUACACCUACACACUGGAGUUCCUCUCCUUGGAACAUCUGGUCUACACUGUUGGAGAGAGCGCAGCGCUGGGAGCUGCAGGGGUCGUCCUGUGGGGGGACGGCAGCUUCUCCAAGUCCAAGGCUGCUUGUGAGGCGGUCAAACUCUACGUGGACCAAACCCUGGGCUCCUACCUGGUCAAUGUGACGUCCGCGGCCUCGCUCUGCAGCCAGGCUCUCUGCUCGUCUCAGGGCCGAUGUCGGAGGACGGACCCCGGUUCCAGGACCUACCUGCACCUGGACCCGGCUGCGUGGAAGGUGACGUCGGAGGAGGAGUCGGGUGGACGGUCCCACUACAGAGUAUCUGGUCAGAUGAGUCCACGGCAGGUGACGUCCAUGAAGUCCAGUUUUCAGUGCGUGUGUUUCCCAGGCUGGUCUGGUGAGAGCUGCUCCAGGUCAGACCCGGUCUGAGACUCGGUCUGAGACUCGGCCUGAGACCCGGUCUGAGACUCGGUCUGAGACUCGGUCUGAGACUCGGUCUGAGACCUGGUCUCUGUUUGUUCAUUUCCUAAUUAGUCCGUCUCUUAACGACCGGUGUUCAUCAAUUUCAAUGUUUCUUUAUUUUCAUAUUUACUAAGAAAAGUGUUUUCUAUAUGAAUUAAAAUGUUUCACAUUACA
This is a messenger RNA of Cynoglossus semilaevis (tongue sole), 1745 nucleotides long. It is a transcript of the gene hyal1, whose product is annotated as hyaluronidase 1. The transcript has 6 exons. Gene Ontology annotation, cellular component: cytoplasmic vesicle. NCBI's taxonomy places the organism in Eukaryota, Metazoa, Chordata, Actinopteri, Pleuronectiformes, Cynoglossidae. Gene Ontology annotation, biological process: carbohydrate metabolic process; hyaluronan catabolic process. The record is from RefSeq and is a predicted model, not a curated record. Gene Ontology annotation, molecular function: hyalurononglucosaminidase activity.